UCUCACCCUCAGUUGCUGUUCGACCGCGUUGUGACCACCAUGUCGACUCUCUUGAUUCUCGUGAUCGCCGCCUGUUUCCUGCUCUAUAUCAAGCUCCGCCGGCACUAUGCCUACUGGAGCCGCAGGGGCGUGGCUGGCGAAAAACCCAUAUAUUUCGUUGGAAAUAUGAAGGGCUUUGGCAAGGAACUACACUGGACCGACAUCAAUCGCCGGAUCUACACAAAGUUCCGGGGAACGGAACGCUACUGCGGCUACUUCACCUUCGUGAACAAGGCGCUCUUUGUCAUGGAUCUGGAGCUGAUCCGGAAGAUAAUGAUCAGUGACUUUAAUAGCUUUACGGAUCGCGGACUCUUCCACAAUGUCCGCGAUGAUCCGCUGACGGGAAAUCUGCUCUUCCUGGACGGACCCGAGUGGCGUUGGCUGCGCCAGAACCUGACGCAGGUCUUCAGCUCUGGGAAAAUGAAGUUCAUGUUCCCCAACAUGCUCCAGGUGGGCGAUAGACUGACGGAGGCAUGUGGCCUUCAGAUUGGUGAGAUUGAGGCCAAGGAUCUGUGCGCUCGCUUCACCACAGACGUUAUAGGGUCUUGUGCCUUUGGACUCGAGUGCAAUAGUCUGCAGGAUCCCGAUUCAGAGUUCCGGCGCAUGGGUAGAUCAGUGACCUCGAAACCACUCCAUGGAGUCCUCGUUCAGGCCUUUAUGUUCUCACAGCCGCAGCUAGCCAGGAUGUGCCGACUGCGUCUCUUCCGGCCGGAGGUGAGCGAGUUCUUUUUGGACACCGUGCGUCAAACCCUGGACUACAGGCGGCGGGAAAAUAUCAAACGCAACGACCUUAUUCAGUUGCUCAUGGAGCUGGGCGAGGAUGGAGCCAACGAGCGAGCCCUGUCCUUUGAGCAGAUUGCCGCCCAAGCCAUGGUCUUCUUCCUGGCUGGCUUCGAUACUUCCUCUACCACUAUGGCUUUCUGUCUAUACGAACUAGCCCUGAAUCCUGAUAUCCAGGAUAAGCUGCGCCAGGAGAUCCUGUCGGUGCCGAAGCUCACCUACGAGUCCUUCCAGGAAAUGCCCUAUCUAGAGCAAGUGGUGUCCGAGACGCUGCGCAAAUACCCCAUACUGCCGCACUUGCUGAGGCGCUCCAACAAGGAGUACUCGGUGCCGGAUAGCGAUUUAAUCUUAGAGUCAGGCACCAAAAUAAUGAUUCCCAUUCACAGUAUCCACCACGAUCCGGAGCUGUAUCCACAGCCCGAGAAGUUCGAUCCGAGUCGCUUUGAUCCGGAGGAGAUCAAGGCCCGCCAUCCCUUUGCCUACCUGCCCUUUGGCGAGGGACCAAGGAACUGCAUUGGAGAACGCUUUGGCAAAUUGCAGGUGAAGGUGGGAAUCACUUACCUGUUGAGGGACUUCAAGUUCAGCCGAACGGAGCGUACUCAGAUACCCAUUAGGUUCUCCCGGCGAAUAUUCCUUAUCGGCUCCGAGGAUGGAGUACACCUCCGAAUGGAAAAGUUGUCAUAAUUAUAUUGAUAAGCCUUAAACAAUGGAAGGCAUAACAAAGAACAUUCUUAUCUAUGAUAAACUGUGGCUCUAGAUUGCAUUAAUUCCAAAAUAUAUAGAGGUAUGUGUAAAUAUAUGCAUUAUUCCCAACAAAGAACCAUUUCUAAUGGGAAAAAAAAAGCUGUCUUUCUCUCUGGAAAUUCUCUCGCAAAAGCUUACUAAUCAAAACUGAAAUGAAAACAAAAAUAAGGCAGAACU
Molecule: messenger RNA, 1740 nt
Organism: Drosophila kikkawai
Lineage: Eukaryota; Metazoa; Arthropoda; Insecta; Diptera; Drosophilidae
Gene: Cyp6a13
Product: Cytochrome P450 6a13
Molecular function (GO): heme binding; oxidoreductase activity, acting on paired donors, with incorporation or reduction of molecular oxygen; iron ion binding
Source: RefSeq, a predicted model, not a curated record